GCGUCGAACCAUUGAGCGUCGCGACGCCGACACCGCUAACCUGGUUUAGGCCGUAAAUUAUCGGAUUUUCACUAUUUGUGUUUUUUGACGUCUAGUCGGUGUUUUUUCUCCCGAUGACAAUCACUCGAACUGAAUGCGAACUUUUAUGGUGCUGUCCAGUGGAUUAGUAAAAUAUUGUUACAACAAUUGAACCGGAAAAGUUACUGUUUAGUUUCGUCAAACACUUGCAUUUGUUAAUAUGUGCAUCUAUGAUUUGAUAAUGCCGGUAACAAUUUCCUGCAGAGUUUUUUUAAAGGCGAUGGACCUCAACCUGGUUUGAAAUCAUGGUGAUGGAUUGAUGUAGAAUAUCACAAUUCUGGCUUCAAAAAUCUUAAGAAGGACUCUGGCUCUAUCCCAUCAAUCUCCAACCAAUGCCGUUCCAACGCUUUCACCAAACAGGAAAACUAAGCCCAAGAGUGUAAUAAUGAAAAAGCUCUUAGGCACCAGGUUUUUCACUCGUCUUUUGCUUCUUGUCUGCUCCUUAAGCCUCGUCAGCAUUCUUCUGCUCAGCAAGUGUAGUCUCGAAAGUCUGAAAUCUUCCAACCCUGAAGACUCCAUUGAUGAUCUUCCAGCUCCCGACUUGCCAGGUCUCGAUUUGGCCUCACCUAACCGAAAUCUUCCUUCAAAACUACCUCAACAUGAGUCUCCGCCAGCUUCUGCUUCCGAAUUUAGUGCUUCGCUUCAUCUCCUUUUGCAGCAACGGGAGGAGGAAAACCGCAUAGAAGUUGAUAGACUGACAGCGGAAAUUAAGAAUCUUAAACUGCAGUUAUUUCAAUACACUAACGGUUAUCCAAACCGCCACAGUAUCCUCACCGACUCGUCUCAAAACCCGACCUUAACCAAUGCCGAAUACGCCAGCUACAUAAAAAAACAAGUAAUGCAAGCGGAAAUCUUCCAUGGAACACCGUUGAACAACGAGUACGAACUGAUUCCAUUCAACCAUUUUACCUACAGCAGAGUUUAUCCAUCGGACUUAGGUCUGGGGAAACGGGUGGUCGAGAAGCCAAUUGGCUACAAGCGAAAGGACUUGCUGGAAGCUUUGGUCAAAGGGCUGGACACGUUGAACAAGAAUGUUACCGAAAAAAUCCGGAAGUACACGCUGGAUGAUUUCAUUGAGGGAUUGUACAGGAUAGAGCCAACGACUGGAACGCAAUUUGAGCUGUAUUUUAAAAGUAAACCAGUGAAUAAAACUUCGAGUGCGGAACAUGGACCAGUGAAUGGGUUUACGAAGAUUGUGGUUAUGAGGCCAUUUGCUCCGCUACAGACAAUCACAAGUGAGAAUCUUCCAGGUCCAAAAGACAAAGAACUAAUACACAUCAUUUUGCCGCUUAGCGGUCGAACUGCUACGUUCCAGAAUUUCAUGGACAAGUUUGUUAAAAUCGGUCUUAAGAACGACAGACGAGUGCACUUGACUGUCGUCUAUUUCGGUGAAGAAGGACUGGCGGAGGCCAGAAGCAUCAUGUCCAGAGUACUGAUGACCAAGAACUCGGGAGGCAACGCUAACAACUUGAGACUUCUCGCUUUAAAUGAGACAUUUUCCAGGGGAAAAGGUCUCAGGGUUGGUGCUGAGAGGGCUUUUGACCCCGAUCAAUCCAAAACACUGCAAAAGGAGCAAAAGUCUGCGAAAUCCUCCGAAAAGUCCUUCAAAGUGCCACAAAAGGAUGUUCUUCUUUUUAUGUGUGAUGUAGAUAUUGUGUUCAGUGCCAGGUUUCUCGACAGAUGCCGAUGGAACACGAAACCUGGCAAAAAAGUAUAUUAUCCAGUAGUAUUUAGCUUGUAUAAUCCACAUGUUGUAUAUACAUUGCAAGGUAAAGAGGUGCCAUCCGAAAAUGAACAGUUGGUGAUAUCCAGAGACACUGGCUUCUGGCGAGAUUUCGGAUAUGGAAUGACGUGUCAAUACAGAUCGGAUUUCCUGAAGGUGAAAGGGUUUGAUGAAGAUAUCGUGGGCUGGGGCGGCGAAGACGUCAUGCUGUACCGGAAAUACGUGACGAGCGGCGUGAAAGUGAUAAGAGGAACAGAUCCAGGAAUAUUCCACAUAUGGCAUCCAAAGGUUUGUUCUGGAGGUCCAGGCGGCCAAAAACUCUCAGCGGACCAAUAUCGAGCUUGCAUCAGAUCUCGAGCUUUAAACGAGGCGUCCCAUGCCCAAUUGGGUUUCUUGGCGUUUCGGGAUGAUAUUGCGGCCAACAGCAGCCCAGUUAAGUAUCCGGUUCAUCCACUCAAGCCGAUGAAAAGCUCAUUUAGGAAUAAGAAUUUUAUGAAAUCAGGCGGUAAGUGACAGUAGGGGAAAAGGACAGUAUCCUAAGGUGGCUUAGUUGAAUUUGAAAGUAUGGGAACAUGGAGUAGGAAUUCUAAUAUAGGUAGAAGAGGGCCUAACUGACCUUUCACGUACUUUGUUGGUGGCAGUAUUUACAUUUUUUUUCUAUGAGGGUUUCUCGCCUAAUUUUUUUCAGGUUCCCACAAAUUUUUAUUUUUUAUGAACUUAAAUUGCAAUGAUUAAUGCAUCUGAUUGAUGACUACAUGUACGUGUUAUUCUGAUUGUUUCGUUAACUUUGAUUGGAAUUGCAGUUAAGAGUUGGCUCUAAACGAUUGAGCGUUAGAUAUUGCAAGUGCCAACGUUUCAUUUACGUACAUUUUAACAAUGUAAAAGCAACAUUUACUUUUUGCGGGAUAUAUUUUCAAUCAAGCAAUUGUUUAAUCACAAUCACAUAUUUAGAUUAAACAAUUUCAGCACUUUGAAAAAGUUUUGCCUUCAUAUGGCUCCGAAUUUUUUUCCUGUUUACCUUUUUGUAUUUCGAACUUUGGAAUUAACGAAAUAUUUUAAAAGAAGUGUCGAACUGAAGCCUAAGUUUUGUUAGAUAGGGAUUAUUCGAUUAGUUGUGCAAAAUCCUGGUUUUCAAAACAACACAUAAAUAAAACGAUAUACACGGUGUACCAGUGAAAAUUUUUCACCACAUUACUUUCGAGCUAAGUAUUAGAAAUUACCUGGACUCAUCGAUUUUGUUUUCGAAAGGGAUAAUUUAGUGUUAAAAGCACCGGGGCAACUCCGCGCAUUUAGUUGACCAGAUUAUCUUUAAUAAUGCUCAUAUCAAAGGGUUUUUCGGUCUGAUCAUCACUACUAUGUUUUACUAAGAGUUUUAUCUUUUUCUGUGUAAAAUCUCGAGUUUAUCUUUAGACAUAUAUCAAUCAACGUUCCAGUGAUUAUCGUAUUUUGCCGACAAUAAGACGCACCUCAAAUUUAUAAAACGAUUUUCAGAAAAAUUUACUUUAAUGUUACUUUUCGAUUAUAAUUUUUUUGCGUGCGUUUUAUUGCCCCUAAAAAACGCUAUUGAAUUAAUUCUGCUUACAGAACAGAAACAUUUAUCAACAUUUCGACUAAGAUUGUUAAGAAUUUUGAAGGUAAUUAGGCACUAAGGCAGGCAGGCAUUCUUUAAUGGAAGUCCGGUUGAAAUAUUCCAGACAUUGCGACUAAGUGGUAUAAUUGCUGGCUGCGUUUCCAUUCAAUGGAUAGAUCGCAGUGGAUCUAUUGAUUGCUUUUUAAUCACUUGGUUUUUUUGCUCAUUUGCAUUUUGCAUCUCAUUUGCCACUCAGUCGCAGUUUCUUCGAAAAAACUCGCGGAAUAUUGCAUUGAAGAAUGUCGCCUAAUUGCCCUGGAAAGUCGUUUUUUGUUCGUGAAACUGCGGAAUAACGUUUUUAUUAUUUGCGGAGCUGAGAUAUGGAUAUUGUGAACAAGAUCAAUUAUUAAUUAAACAAUUAAGUACAAAACAUUUUGUUCAUCCGUAAAUAAAGUUUUUAUGUUCGGUAUUUUCGGUAACAAUUAACAAUUAUUUUUUUGCAUCAUGUGCAAUUCAUACUAGAAUGCGCCUCGAUCCAACACAAAAUCGACACUACGCGUCACUUGAAAUAUUUUAAAACGUUGUUAAAAAUUCGGAUGUGACGUUUUCAUUCGUACACCCUGUUAUAUGUAAACUUUAUACUUUAUAGUCAAUGCAUAGGAAAUUUUUGUUGUUGUUAUUAAUGCUACGUCCUGAUAGUGUCGAAAUAAAUAUCCGAAACGUUGUCAGUUCAAAUAUCUACGCUGCAUCAUUUGAAUCCAACAUCAAAUAUAAACAGGGUGCUUUAAAAGUGAUGACCUUCAUUUUUAAGGAGUUUUGUAACUCAUUUUGGAGAAUGCCGGAAAUGCAAAGAAAAUAGUACAGUACAGAUAGGGUUGUUCGAAGGACGAUUUUGGGUUAUUCCCGUAUGAGAAUACGACAGCAGACAAAAGCACCUAAAUUGACAACUGUGAAACAAUAUUUCUAAUCAGCCUUUAGCUUGUUUUCAAUUACAUAUUCAUUAUCUUGAAUUCGUAAUUCUGAUAACGUGCACUUAACACAGUUGAACUGAAAUUAUGUUUUAAAAGAAGCAGCAUUUUUAGUCAAACCCGCCAAUUUAUAAAACAGAUUAAUGUUUCUCUUCAUUAAUUUAUCUUCAAUUGGAUUGAACAAAUGAUAAAUUAUAAAACAUUAAAUUUGAUCAAUUGUGUCAAUUACGUUUGCUAAUUCAUUUUAUUGUUCGAUAAAGGAAAAUAUCUUGCUUCAAUAUGCUACGUAACUAUCAAUAAAUAUUAAUUUUCUCCUUAUGUAAGCUUUAAGACAAAAUAACUUGAUAAAAGAAUUUUUCUCUAGUUUUGAAAGACAACUCCAACAUUUUGUGCAAAAUAAUUACGUUACUUCUGAUGCACCCUGUUUACGUGAAAGUUUACCAGGGCUAAAUGAUAUUGUAAUUAGUAUUGUGAUAAUAUUAUUAUAAAAAAAUGGUCUAUUUGUUUAGAGUAACCAGACAUAAGGCUAAGUAUGGUUCAUUAAUAAACACUGAAGGUAUUUGAGAGUUGUUUUCGCUCAUAAUAAAACCGAAGCAUUCCUUAUUAUUAAGUUGAAAGAAAAAUUAAUUUUUAAUAUUUUACGACCGCGAAUCGUUACUGGCAUUGAAUCAAAUAGGCUUGAUGCCAUUGAAUUUAGCAAACUGUUUAUGUUGGUGUAUAGAGACGAAAAGUGUUGAAAGAAGUUCCCUAAAGUGUGACAUUAUUAAUAUCAUGUUUAGUAUUAGAUUGUAAAUAACUUCAUUGUCAUUCCAUUGAUACCUAAGAACAAACUAUAAACAAAUCUGUACAUAUUUUAGAGAAUGGACGUUAAAUCAUAUAAAGUAUUUUUCAGUUGAUUAAAUUAAAAUAAUUAACUAAAUUUUCCGCUGAGGUACCAGCCAUGACGGGCUGUGAAAUAGCCGUAACUUGAGUUUAUCAGAUUAAAAAGUCGACAUUAAUUUUACGACAAGAGUUGCUUAAAAUUACAACUUCCUAUUUCAUUUGCGGCGAAUAAAAAAGGGUAUGCGCUUUCAAAAUAUUAUAUUUUGUCUCCGCUGCAGAAUUUCCACAGCAUAAUUUGCAAAGAAAGCUUAUUGUUACAACUUAUGAGCUAUUUUCUGGGUUAUUUUUCACCUAACUCAACCAGCUAACACCGACGCACACCAACGUAAUAAGAAAAAAGUAUAUGAAUUUUAUCAGGUGCUAUUUGAUAUUUUCGUACCUAUAUGACGACGAAGUUUCAGGGUAAAAUUACCAAAAAAUUUGUGGCUCUAUCAAGUGUUUUAAAUUUAACAGUCCAAUCUGGAAAAUUGAGAAAUCUAGUUCAGCUGAUGAUGGCGCCGGAAAUCCGAAACGUUGGAUCAGAUAACUGAAAUAAUGCCUUGUUAAGCCACACUAUUAGAAUUUAAUUUGUGCAAUACAUAGGGUGAUUUAUCAGUGAUGAAAAUUUCAUGUGUUGAUGAUGAUACUGAAAGUAUACAAUCUGCUUUGCGCGAUGGUUUACUUUUAGUAUUUAUAAAUUUUCUGGUCAAUAAGCACCAAUUUAUGUUCAUUAUUUUCCACCAUUAAAAGCCAUGUAUAUGUAUACAGAGCAGGUUAAUUAUGGCACACAAAGUAUGAUUUUAGAAGAUUCAUGGCUGCUUGUUGCAAUGCCUAUCUAUCUAUCGUUAUCUAAAGUUUGUAUGAAAUUUUGCAUAACUUUUAUACAAUUCAGCCUUCUGUAAAUUUAGCGCUGGUACCUACUUACAUGCGGAAAAAAUCAAACAAUUAUAAAAAAGCACAUUUAUUUUCCCUACUUUUAACAAAGUCUUGGUAUCGCAUUUUACUAGUCAUGACUUCACAUCCUUGUUAUACGUUUAUUUAAAAAGAUCAAAAGUUUUAAAUGUUUUAUGCAAGCGUUGUUUUUGUUGCGUAUAUUUGUAAGACUGUUACGUGGCCACAUCGAAGUAGAUACUUACUGAUAAAACCUACAUCUAAGUAUAUAUUAGAAUUGAUAUUAUUAGGGCUUUUUUAAAGAAAACCUCUGAAAUCGACUUGUGGCCAAUUUUAAUAAAUAAAUAUUUCCAAAAGUAAA
Dendroctonus ponderosae (mountain pine beetle) is the source of this 6452-nucleotide messenger RNA. RefSeq names its product chondroitin sulfate N-acetylgalactosaminyltransferase 1 (gene Csgalnact). NCBI's taxonomy places the organism in Eukaryota, Metazoa, Arthropoda, Insecta, Coleoptera, Curculionidae. Gene Ontology annotation, cellular component: Golgi cisterna membrane. Gene Ontology annotation, molecular function: glucuronosyl-N-acetylgalactosaminyl-proteoglycan 4-beta-N-acetylgalactosaminyltransferase activity. The record is from RefSeq and is a predicted model, not a curated record. The coding region runs from base 464 to 2314 and encodes 616 amino acids. The transcript is spliced from 11 exons.